AUGAUAUGGAACAUUGAUGUCCCCCGGUCCCAGCGAUAUCUGAAUUUUCAUAAAAAUGGCGUGGUCGGAGGGAAAUGGAAUGAGCCAAAGUGUGUCCCUGAAUGUUUGCUGUCACAUCUAGAGACGUUUGUGUGGACAAGAUACGAUUGGGGAAGAGAAGAAGAGAAAGAAGUGGCUACGUACAUACUAAAGAACGCAAGACAAUUGAAGCAGGCAACUUUCUCCACAUGUCCCGUUGAAUCAGAAGAGCUCAGCAAGUUGGAAGAGCUCAACAAGUUGGAAGAGAGACGUAAGAUGCUCAACGAAUUGUAUGUUGUGGUCAGGGCUUCAAAUUCAUGCCACCUUGUGUUUGAAUUCGACGAUCCAUCUUCUUAUUUAUUACUAGACUCUCCUUAG
This is a messenger RNA of Arabis nemorensis, 396 nucleotides long. The record is from the annotation of a GenBank genome assembly. Lineage: Eukaryota; Viridiplantae; Streptophyta; Magnoliopsida; Brassicales; Brassicaceae.